GCGUGGCGCUCGGAGAUCACUGGUCGUCCCCCACGAGGACGCAGCUCUGCGGGGAGGGAGGAGGAGACAGCGAAGCUGGGGGCUUGGCAGUGCGGCGGCGGCAGCGAUGGGGAACCCGGAGCAGCUCCUCGACUACCAGUAGCGGAGUAAGACUGUCGAGAGCAGAGACGAGAACCGCUCCUCCCGGCAGGCUGCGCUGUGAUCUGGGCUGCGCGUUGGGACCUCGCUCCCGGUCCCCCUCCUCCCGCCGCCAUCCUCCUCUGACUCCCCUCCUCCGCCCCGCCAACCCGCAGCGGUGGCGGCGUCCUGAGCGCCAAGCCCCGAGCGCCUCCGCUCGCCGCCCCAGCCUGAGCCGGGAGCACGCGGCGAGCACUGCGGCUGAGGCAGCUGGGUGGCCAGCUCGCCCUAGGCCGGAGAGGAAGACCACGGAGGACGCUUGUGGUGCAGGGGAGCAUCGCCGGCCGAGGCAAGGGAGUUCAACGAACAUUUGCAGAAAUGCAACCAAGCUGUACUGUCUGAGGCUUUGGACUGCUGUUCCUUUUGUUCUGCAAGCUUUUCCACAGAUCUCUGAAGAGGUGGCAGUCUUCUUAGCACAGGCCACUAUGUGGUAUUUUGUAUUUGCUCCUCUACUAAACGCACUCUAAGAGUGAUGGUGACCUCCUCUCUCCUUCGCCGCGCGUUCUGAAGUUAGAACCUUGCUGACCUGUGGAAAGCCUUGGAUGGACGUGUGAUGUGAUGGGGGUGACUAUGGGACACUGUGUGGGCACAAGGCUUCCUUCCUGCGUCCUCCUGCUGCUCCUGAAGCUGUUGGCCACUGUCUCCCAGGGGCUGCCAGGCACGGGGCCCCUGGGCUUCCACUUCACACAUUCCAUCUAUAAUGCUACCGUGUAUGAAAACUCAGCAGCAAGGACCUACGUCAAUAGCCAGACUAGAAUGGGCAUCACCUUAAUAGACCUGUCCUGGGAUAUCAAGUACAGAAUAGUGUCUGGCGACGAGGAAGGCUUUUUCAAAGCUGAGGAGGUCAUCAUUGCAGAUUUCUGCUUUCUCAGGAUAAGAACUAAGGGUGGCAACUCUGCCAUAUUGAACAGGGAAAUCCAAGACAAUUAUUUAUUAAUCAUAAAAGGUUCAGUCAGAGGAGAAGAUUUGGAAGCAUGGACCAAAGUGAGCAUCCAGGUUUUAGACAUGAAUGACCUGAGGCCUCUGUUUUCACCUACCACCUACUCGGUCACCAUUGCAGAAAGCACACCACUUAGGACUAGCGUUGCCCAGGUGACAGCUACGGAUGCAGACAUCGGUUCCAAUGGAGAAUUCUACUACUACUUUAAAAACAAGGUUGAGCUUUUUUCAGUGCACCCCACAAGUGGUGUCAUCUCUUUAAGUGGACGGUUAAAUUAUGAUGAGAAAAACAGAUAUGAUCUAGAAAUCUUAGCAGUGGACCGGGGAAUGAAACUCUAUGGCAAUAACGGAGUGAGCAGUACUGCUAAGCUUUAUGUUCACGUUGAACGCAUAAACGAACAUGCUCCAAUUAUCCAUGUUGUCACUCACAUCCCUUUCUCAUUGGACAAAGAGCCAACGUAUGCAGUAGUGACCGUUGAUGACCUGGACGAGGGAGCCAAUGGAGAGAUCGAAUCUGUUUCCAUCGUGGCUGGAGAUCCUUUGGAUCAGUUCUUCUUGGCUAAAGAAGGAAAGUGGAUGAAUGAGUAUAAAGUCAAGGAGAGAAGGCAGGUGGACUGGAAAAGUUUCUCCUAUGGCUACAACCUCACUUUUCAAGCAAAAGACAAGGGGUCACCUCAGAAGUUUUCAGAACUAAAGACAGUCCACAUUGCCAACCCCAAGAGAGACAGCAUCCCAGUCAGGUUUGAAAAAGAUGUGUAUGAGGUCAGCAUAAGUGAGUUUUCCCCUCCUGGUGUCUUGGUGGCCAUAGUCAAGGUAAGCCCUGAGCCACUGGACGUGGAGUACAAACUAUCCCCUGGUAAGGAUGCAGAGUUCUUCAAGAUUAACCCUCGGUCAGGUCUGAUCGUCACAGCACAGCCCCUGAAUAGAGUGAAGAAGGAAGUUUAUAAGCUGGAGGUGACAGACAAGGAAGGAGAUGUGAAGGCCCAAGUCACCGUCGGGAUCGAGGAUGCCAAUGACCACACCCCAGAAUUCCAGCAGACACUGUAUGAGACUUUGGUGAAUGAGAGUAUUCCUGCUGGAACAAAUGUGUUGACGGUGUCUGCCUCUGAUAAGGAUAAAGGAGAAAAUGGCUACAUCACUUACAGCAUUGCCAGCCUGAACCUUUUACCGUUUGCCAUUAACCAGUUCACAGGUGUGAUCAGCACAACGGAAGAGUUAGAUUUCGAAUCCUCCCCGGAGACGUACCGGUUCAUUGUGAGAGCAUCCGACUGGGGCUCACCGUACCGCCAUGAAAGUGAGGUGAAUGUGACCAUUCGGGUAGGAAAUGUCAAUGACAACAGCCCUCUCUUUGAGAAAGUGGCUUGCCAGGGAGUUAUUUCAUAUGACUUUCCUGUUGGGGGUCAUAUCACAGCUGUCUCUGCGAUUGAUAUUGAUGAACUUGAACUUGUAAAGUACAAAAUCAUUUCUGGAAAUGAACUUGGGUUCUUUUAUUUAAACCCAGACUCUGGCGUUUUACAGCUUAAAAAGCCUCUGAUGAAUUCUGGCAUUAAAAAUGGUAAUUUUGCCCUCAGAAUCACAGCUACAGAUGGGGAAAAUUUCGCAGACCCCAUGACCAUUAACAUCUCAGUACUCCACGGGAAAGUGUCUUCAAAGAGCUUCAGCUGCCGAGAAACUCGUGUGGCUCAGAAAUUGGCAGAGAAACUACUCAUUAAAGCAAAAGCUAAUGGGAAACUGAAUCUAGAAGAUGGAUUUCUUGACUUUUAUUCAAUUAAUAGGCAAGGACCACACUUUGACAAGUCUUUCCCCUCUGAUGUGGCUGUGAAGGAGGACAUGCCAGUUGGAACUAACAUCCUGAAGAUUAAAGCAUAUGAUGCUGACUCUGGCUUCAAUGGGAAGGUCCUGUUUACAAUAUCGGAUGGAAAUACAGACAGUUGCUUCAAUAUUGAUAUGGAGACUGGACAACUUAAAGUCCUCAUGCCCAUGGACCGAGAGCACAGAGACCUCUAUCUCCUCAACAUAACCAUCUAUGACCUUGGAAAGCCACAGAAAUCAUCAUGGCGAUUGCUGACUGUCAAUGUGGAGGAUGCUAAUGACAACAGCCCGGUGUUUCUGCAGGACAGCUACUCAGUCAGCAUUCUUGAAAGUUCGAGUAUUGGCACCGAGAUUAUUCAAGUGGAAGCAAGAGACAAGGACCUGGGUUCUAAUGGUGAGGUAAUGUACUCCGUUUUGACAGACACACAGCAAUUUACCAUCAAUAGCUCAACUGGAAUUGUCUAUGUAGCUGAUCAGUUGGACAGGGAAUCCAAAGCCAACUAUUCUUUGAAAAUAGAAGCCAGGGACAAAGCAGAAAGUGGCCAGCAACUGUUUUCUGUUGUCACCUUGAAGAUCUUUCUGGAUGAUGUCAAUGACUGCUCCCCAGCUUUCAUCCCCACUAGCUACAGUGUGAAGGUUCUUGAAGAUCUCCCUGUUGGUACAGUCAUUGCUUGGCUUGAGACUCAGGAUCCUGACCUUGGAUUAGGGGGUCAAGUGCGAUACUCUUUGGUCAAUGAUUACAACGGGAGGUUUGAAAUAGACAAAGCAAGUGGCGCUAUCCGCUUGAGCAAAGAGCUGGACUAUGAGAAGCAGCAAUUCUACAAUCUCACAGUCAGGGCCAAGGACAAGGGGCGGCCUGUGUCUUUGUCAUCGGUGUCCUUUGUCGAGGUGGAGGUGGUGGACGUCAAUGAAAACCUGCAUAUGCCCUAUUUCCCAGACUUUGCUGUCGUUGGAUCUGUAAAAGAAAACUCACGGAUUGGCACAAGUGUGCUGCAGGUGACUGCCCACGAUGAGGAUUCUGGUAGGGAUGGAGAGAUCCAGUACUCCAUAAGAGAUGGCAGCGGUCUUGGGAGAUUCAGCAUAGAUGAUGAGAGUGGAGUCAUCACUGCUGCUGACAUUCUAGAUCGAGAGACAACAGGGUCAUACUGGCUGACAGUGUAUGCCACAGACAGGGGCGUGGUCCCUCUCUAUUCCACCAUUGAAGUCUACAUAGAAGUUGAAGACGUGAACGACAAUGCCCCACUGACCUCGGAACCCAUCUAUUAUCCUGUUGUCAUGGAAAAUUCUCCCAAGGAUGUGUCUGUCAUUCAGAUACAAGCUGAAGAUCCCGACUCUGGUUCCAAUGAAAAACUGACCUAUAGGAUUACAAGUGGAAAUCCACAGAACUUUUUUGCCAUAAAUAUCAAAACAGGUCUGAUUACCACGACUUCAAGGAAAUUGGAUCGAGAGCAGCAGGCGGAACAUUUUCUGGAGGUGACAGUGACGGAUGGUGGUUCUUCUCCCAAACAGUCGACCAUCUGGGUGGUAGUUCAGGUUCUGGAUGAAAAUGACAACAAGCCCCAGUUCCCUGAGAAGGUCUACCAGAUCAAGCUUCCAGAACGUGACCGCAAGAAGAGGGGAGAACCUAUUUACAGGGCUUUUGCAUUUGACCGGGAUGAAGGCCCCAAUGCAGAAAUCUCCUACAGUAUUGUGGAUGGGAAUGAUGACGGAAAGUUCUUUAUUGACCCUAAAACUGGCAUGGUCUCUUCCAGAAAGCAAUUCACAGCAGGAAGUUAUGACAUCCUGACGAUAAAGGCUGUGGACAAUGGCCGACCACAGAAAUCCUCCACGGCCCGCCUCCAUAUUGAAUGGAUUAAGAAGCCCCCACCUUCACCGAUGCCACUGACGUUCGACGAACCGUUUUACAACUUCACCGUCAUGGAAAGUGACAAAGUAACGGAGAUUGUAGGGGUGGUGUCUGUGCAGCCGGCUAACACCCCUCUGUGGUUUGACAUCGUUGGUGGCAAGCAUGCUCGAGAGAUGUUCUAUAUUCUACAGACAGCUUGUGGGCAGAACUGUUCAACAGAAGGGGGGAAUUUUGACAGCUCUUUUGAUGCAGAGAAGGGUGUUGGGACAAUUGUCAUUGCAAAACCUUUGGACGCAGAGCAAAGGUCGGUCUACAACAUGAGCGUGGAAGUCACCGAUGGAACAAAUGUUGCCGUCACUCAGGUAUUUAUCAAAGUGCUGGAUAAUAAUGAUAAUGGCCCAGAAUUCUCCCAGCCACAUUACGAUGUGACAAUUUCUGAGGAUGUGCUUCCGGAUACAGAAAUACUUCAGAUUGAGGCCACAGACAGAGAUGAGAAGCAUAAGCUAAGCUACACCAUCCACAGUAGCAUCGAUGCCAUCAGCAUGAGAAAGUUUCGGAUGGACCCCAGCACAGGCGUGCUCUACACUGCUGAAAGGCUGGACCAUGAGGCCCAGGACAAGCACAUCCUCAACAUAAUGGUCAGAGAUCAGGAAUUUCCUUACCGAAGAAACUUGGCCCGAGUCAUUGUGAACGUGGAGGAUGCUAACGAUCACAGCCCUUACUUUACCAGUCCACUGUAUGAAGCAUCGGUGUUCGAGUCAGCUGCUCUGGGAUCAGUUGUUCUGCAAGUGACAGCUCUGGACAAAGACAAAGGGGAAAAUGCAGAGCUCAUAUAUUCCAUAGAAGCAGGGAACACGGGGAACACAUUUAAGAUCGAACCAGUCCUGGGCAUCAUUACCAUCUCCAAAGAGCCAGACAUGACAGCCAUGGGUCAGUUUGUCCUGUCAGUUAAAGCCACGGAUCAAGGCUCUCCACCAAUGUCUGCCACUGCAAUUGUACGCAUCUCCAUCAGCAUGUCUGAUAACUCCCACCCCAAGUUCACGCACAAAGACUAUCAAGCUGAAGUAAAUGAAAACGUUGAUAUUGGAACUUCUGUCAUCCUGAUCUCUGCCAUCAGCCAGUCAACCCUCAUUUAUGAGGUCAAAGAUGGAAACAUCAAUGGAGUCUUUACCAUAAAUCCAUAUUCUGGAGUCAUCACCACACGGAGAGCUCUGGAUUAUGAGCAGACCUCUGCCUAUCAACUCAUCAUCCAGGCCACCAACAUGGCAGGCAUGGCUUCCAAUGCCACUGUCAGCGUUCAGAUUGUGGAUGAAAAUGAUAACCCCCCAGUGUUUCUCUUCUCUCAAUACUCAGGCAGCCUGAGUGAGGCCGCCCCCAUCAACAGCAUUGUCAGGAGCCUAGACAACAGCCCAUUGGUGAUCCGAGCCACGGAUGCUGACAGCAACCAAAAUGCAUUACUGGUUUACCAGAUUGUGGAGUCCACAGCCAAGAAGUUCUUCACAGUGGACUCCAGCACAGGGGCCAUCAGAACAAUCGCCAAUCUAGACCAUGAGACCAUUGCACAUUUCCAUUUCCACGUGCAUGUGAGAGACAGUGGGAGCCCCCAGCUGACUGCAGAGAGCCCCGUUGAAGUCAACAUUGAGGUGAUAGAUGUGAAUGAUAACCCACCUGUGUUCACUCAGGCUGUGUUUGAGACGGUCUUACUUCUCCCCACCUACGUAGGCGUGGAGGUUCUGAAGGUGAGUGCCACAGACCCUGACUCUGAGGUACCCCCUGAACUGACAUAUAGCCUCAUGGAAGGGGGUGUGGAUCAUUUUUUCAUGGACCCAAAUAGUGGAGUGCUCACCAUAAAAAACAACAAUCUCUCCAAAGAUCAUUACAUGCUGAUAGUCAAAGUAUCUGAUGGCAAGUUCUACGGUACUGCCAUGGUCACUGUCACGGUUAAAGAAGCCAUGGACAGUGGCCUGCACUUCACACAAAGCUUCUACUCAACCUCCAUCUCAGAGAACAGCACAAACAUAACCAAAGUUGCUAUUGUCAAUGCAGUUGGAAACCGCCUUAACGAGCCCUUAAAAUACAGCAUCUUAAACCCAGGAAAUAAAUUCAAGAUAAAAUCUACCUCAGGAGUCAUUCAGACCACAGGAGUACCCUUUGACCGCGAAGAACAGGAGUUAUACGAGCUGGUGGUGGAAGCCAGCCGUGAGCUAGACCAUUUGCGGGUGGCAAGGGUGGUAGUCAGGGUUAACAUUGAAGAUGUAAAUGACAACUCUCCUGUCUUUGUGGGCCUCCCUUACUAUGCUGCUGUGCAAGUCGAUGCUGAGCCAGGGACUCUAAUAUACCGGGUGACAGCCAUCGACAAAGAUAAAGGUGCCAAUGGAGAAGUGACCUACAUCUUGCAGGGUGACUAUGGCCACUUUGAAAUUAACCCUAAUUCAGGGAAUGUGAUUUUAAAAGAAGCAUUCAACUCAGACCUCUCCAACAUUGAUUACGGAGUCACCAUCCUCGCCAAGGACGGUGGCAACCCAUCUCUAUCCAAAUCAGUGGAACUUCCUAUAACCAUUGUUAACAAAGCAAUGCCUGUGUUUGAUAAGCCCUUCUAUACAGCCUCCAUCAAUGAAGACGUCACAAUGAACACUCCCAUUCUCAGUAUCAACGCCACCAGCCCAGAAGGCCAGGGGAUCAUAUACCUCAUCAUUGAUGGGGAUCCCUUCCAACAGUUUAACAUUGACUUUGACACAGGGGUCCUGAAGGUCAUUAGUCCUUUGGAUUACGAAGUCACAUCUGUUUACAAGUUGACGGUGCGAGCCAGUGAUGCUCUUACAGGUGCCAGGGCUGAAGUCACUGUGGAUGUGCUGGUGGAUGACGUCAAUGAUAACCCUCCUGUUUUUGAUCAGCCCACUUACAACACAACACUAUCUGAGGCAUCUCUCAUUGGAACCCCUGUUCUGCAACUCGUCUCAACGGAUGCAGACUCGGGAAACAACAAGCUGGUGCAUUAUCAGAUUGUCCAGGACACCUACAACAGCACAGAUUACUUUCACAUUGAUAGCUCAAGUGGCUUGAUCCUGACAGCAAGGAUGCUAGACCAUGAGUUGGUGCAACACUGCACGUUGAAAGUCACAGCAACCGAUGAUGGCUUUCCAUCCAUGAGCAGUGAGGUCCUGGUUCACAUCUACAUUUCUGACGUCAAUGACAACCCCCCAGUUUUUAAUCAGCUCAUUUAUGAGUCCUAUGUGAGUGAAUUAGCCCCCAGGGGUCAUUUUGUAACCUGUGUGCAAGCCUCAGAUGCGGACAGCUCUGACUUCGACCGGUUGGAAUACAGCAUUUUAUCCGGGAAUGACCGAACCAGCUUUCUGAUGGACAGCAAGAGCGGAGUCCUCACACUAUCUAGCCACAGGAAGCAGCGCAUGGAGCCUCUGUACAGUCUCAACGUGUCUGUGUCUGACGGGCUGUUUACCAGCACUGCUCAGGUGCACAUCAGAGUGCUUGGAGCUAACUUGUACAGCCCCGCCUUCUCACAAAGCACCUAUGUAGCUGAGGUGAGGGAGAACGCAGCCUCUGGGACAAAGGUCAUCCAUGUCCCAGCCACAGAUGGGGAUCCAGGAACAUACGGACAGAUCAGCUACUCCAUCAUCAAUGACUUUGCCAAGGAUCGAUUCCUCAUAGACAGCAAUGGACAGAUCAUCACAACAGAAAGACUAGACCGCGAAAACCCUCUGGAAGGAGAUAUUAGCAUUUAUCUGCGGGCCCUGGAUGGCGGAGGGAGAACGACAUUCUGCACUGUACGGGUGAUUGUGGUAGAUGAGAAUGACAAUGCCCCUCAGUUCCUGACAGUGGAGUAUAGGGCCAGCGUCAGGGCCGAUGUAGGAAGGGGACACUUAGUCACUCAAGUUCAAGCUUUGGAUCCGGAUGAUGGAGCAAAUUCUAGGAUUACAUAUUCUCUCUACAGUGAGGCCUCCGUCUCAGUGGCCGACCUCUUGGAAAUUGAUCCUGAUAAUGGCUGGAUGGUGACCAAGGGCAACUUUAACCAACUAAAAAAUACAGUUCUGUCCUUCUUUGUGAAAGCAGUGGACGGUGGCAUCCCAGUCAGGCACUCCCUCAUUCCCGUCUACAUCCAUGUCCUGCCCCCUGAGACAUUCCUGCCUUCAUUCACCCAGUCACAGUACUCCUUUACCAUUGCAGAAGAUACAGCCAUUGGAAGCACAGUGGACACCCUGAGGAUUCUGCCCAAUCAGAGUGUUCGGUUCAGCACGGUUAAUGGAGAGCGGCCAGAGAAUAACAAAGAGGGUGUCUUUAUCAUAGAACAGGAGACAGGCGCCAUCAAGCUCGACAAACGCCUUGACCAUGAAGUCAACCCAGCUUUCCACUUCAAAGUGGCAGCUACUAUACCCCUGGACAAGGUGGACAUCGUAUUCACUGUGGAUGUAGAUGUGAAGGUACUGGAUCUGAAUGACAACAAGCCAGUCUUCGAAACAUCAAGCUACGAGACAAUCAUAAUGGAGGGGAUGCCUGUCGGCACGAAGCUUGCCCAGGUGAGAGCCGUAGACAUGGAUUGGGGAGCCAACGGGCAGGUCACUUACUCCCUACACUCGGAUUCCCAUCUCGCAAAGGUAAUGGAAGCCUUCACUAUCGACAGCAACACAGGGUGGAUCAGUACACUGAAGGACCUGGACCAUGAGGCAGGCCCUGCCUUCUCCUUCUCUGUGGUGGCUUCUGACCUGGGAGAGGCUUUCUCUCUUUCCUCCAUGGCUCUGGUCUCAGUCACGGUGACAGACAUAAAUGACAAUGCACCAGUCUUUGCUCACGAGGUGUACCGAGGGAACGUGAAGGAGAGCGACCCGCCCGGAGAGGUGGUAGCUGUUCUCAGCACCUUGGACAAGGAUACCUCCAACGUAAAUCGCCAAGUGAGCUACCACAUCACCGGAGGGAAUCCCCGAGGACGGUUUGCCCUGGGCAUGGUGCAGAGUGAGUGGAAGGUCUAUGUGAAGAGACCUCUGGAUCGAGAGGAACAAGACAUUUACUUCCUCAAUAUCACUGCCUCUGAUGGACUCUUUGUCACACAGGCCAUGGUGGAAGUGACCGUUAGUGACGUAAAUGACAACAGCCCAGUGUGUGAUCAGGUUGCAUAUUCAGCAUCUCUUCCAGAAGACAUUCCAUCAAAUAAAAUCAUCCUGAAGGUCAGUGCCAAGGAUGCGGAUAUUGGAUCCAAUGGAGAUAUACGAUACUCACUCUAUGGAUCUGGAAACACUGAAUUUUUUCUAGAUCCAGAAAGUGGUGAGUUAAAAACCUUGGCCCUGUUGGACCGGGAGAGGGUCCCAGUAUACAACCUGAUUGCCAGGGCCACUGACGGGGGUGGCCGCUUCUGCCACUCCAAUGUCCUCCUGCUCCUGGAAGAUGUGAACGAUAACCCCCCUGUGUUUCCUUCCAACCACUACACUGCAUGUGUCUACGAGAACACAGCCACGAAGGCUCUGCUGACCAGAGUGCAAGCCAUCGACCCUGAUGUUGGCAUCAACAGGAAGGUUGUGUACUCCCUGGAGGACUCAGCCAGUGGGGUCUUCUCCAUCGACAGCUCUUCUGGUGUCAUCAUCCUGGAGCGGCCUCUAGACAGAGAGCAGCAGUCAUCGUAUAACAUCAGUGUGAGGGCCACCGACCAGAGUCCCGGGCAAUCCCUCUCCUCUCUCGCCUCUGUCACCAUCACUGUCCUGGACAUCAACGACAACCCCCCUGUGUUUGAGAGGAGGGACUACCUAGUAACAGUGCCUGAGGACACUUCCCUUGGUACCCAAGUCCUCUCCGUUUUUGCCACCAGCAAAGACAUUGGCACAAAUGCUGAGAUAACGUAUCUCAUCCGGUCUGGGAAUGAACAAGGGAAAUUUAGGAUCAACCCAAAGACAGGGGGCAUUUCUGUCUUGGAAGCUCUGGACUAUGAAGUAUGCAAAAGAUUUUACCUGGUGGUAGAAGCCAAAGACGGGGGCACGCCAGCCCUGAGUGCUGCAGCCACGGUGAGCAUCGACCUCACAGAUGUGAAUGAUAACCCUCCUCAAUUCAGCCAAGAUGUCUACAGCGCUGUCAUCAGCGAGGACACCCUGGAGGGGGACUCUGUCAUCCUGCUCAUAGCAGAAGAUGUGGACAGCAAGCCCAAUGGACAGAUUCGUUUUUCCAUUGUGGGUGGAGACAGGGACAAUGAAUUUGUUGUGGACCCCGUUUUGGGACUUGUGAAGGUUAAGAAGAAACUGGACCGGGAACGGGUGUCGGGAUACUCCCUGCUCAUCCAAGCAGUAGACAGUGGCAUUCCCGCAAUGUCCUCAACUACAACUCUCAACAUUGAUAUUUCUGAUGUGAAUGACAACAGCCCAGUGUUUACACCCGCCAACUAUACUGCUGUGAUUCAGGAAAAUAAGCCGGUGGGUACCAGCAUCUUACAGCUUGUGGUGACAGACAGAGACUCCUUUCACAAUGGGCCUCCCUUCUCCUUCUCUAUCUUGUCGGGAAAUGAAGAUGAGGAGUUCGUGCUGGACUCCCAGGGGGUCCUGAGGUCAGCGGUGGUCUUCCGGCACAUGGGGUCCCCAGAAUACCUGCUGUGCAUACAGGCAAAAGACUCAGGAAAACCGCAGCAAGUUUCUCAGACCUACAUCCGCGUGCGGGUCAUUGAGGAAAGCACCCACAAGCCCACAGCCAUCCCCCUGGAAAUUUUCAUUGUCACCAUGGAGGAUGACUUUCCAGGUGGGGUCAUUGGAAAGAUCCAUGCCACAGACCAGGACAUGUAUGAUGUGCUUACGUUUGCCCUGAAGUCAGAGCAGAAGAGCUUGUUCAAAGUGAAUAGUCACGAUGGCAAAAUCAUAGCACUCGGAGGGCUGGACAGUGGGAAGUAUGUCCUGAAUGUCUCCGUGAGUGACGGCCGCUUCCAAGUGCCCAUCGAUGUCGUUGUGCACGUGGAGCAGCUGGUGCACGAGAUGUUGCAAAACACUGUCACCAUCCGCUUUGAGAAUGUGUCCCCCGAGGACUUCGUGGGGCUGCACAUGCACGGGUUCCGGCGCAUCCUGCGGAACGCGGUCCUCACCCAGAAGCAGGACAGCCUGCACAUUAUCAGCAUCCAGCCUGUGGUGGGCACCAACCAGCUGGACAUGCUGUUUGCUGUGGAGAUGCACAGCAGCGAGUUCUACAAGCCGGCCUACCUGAUCCAGAAGCUGUCCAACGCCAGGAGGCACCUGGAGAAUGUCAUGCACAUAGCAGCCAUCCUGGAGAAGAACUGCUCGGGUCUGGACUGUCAGGAGCAGCACUGUGAGCAGGGCUUGUCGCUGGACUCCCACGCACUCAUGACCUACAGCACAGCCCGCAUCAGCUUCGUGUGUCCGCGUUUCUAUAGGAACGUGCGCUGCAUCUGUAACGGAGGUGUGUGCCCAGGGUCCAGUGAUCCCUGUGUGGAGAAGCCAUGUCCGGAGGACAUGCAAUGUGUGGGUUACGAGGCCAGCAGGAGACCAUUUCUCUGCCAGUGUCCACCAGGAAAGCUUGGAGAGUGCUCAGGACACACUUCUCUCAGCUUUGCUGGAAACAGUUACAUCAAGUACCGGCUUUCUGAAGAUAGCAAAGAAGAAGACUUCAAGCUGGCUCUGCGCCUGAGAACCCUACAAAGCAAUGGGAUCAUAAUGUACACCCGGGCCAACCCCUGCAUGAUUCUGAAGAUUGUGGAAGGCAAGCUGUGGUUCCAGCUGGACUGUGGCAGCGGCCCCGGGAUCCUGGGCAUCUCCAGCCGUGCCGUCAACGACGGGAGCUGGCACUCGGUCUUCCUGGAGCUCAAUCGCAAUUUCACCAGCCUGGCCCUGGACGACAGCUAUGUGGAGCGGCGCAGGGCGCCCCUGUACUUCCAGACACUGAGCACCGACAGUGCCAUCUUCUUUGGUGCCCUCGUGCAGGCGGAUAACAUCCGCAGUCUGACGGACACUCGAGUCACGCAGGUCCUCGGUGGCUUCCAGGGUUGCCUAGACUCCGUGGUACUUAAUCACAACGAGCUGCCCCUCCAGAACAAGCGCAGCAGCUUUGCCGAGGUCGUGGGGCUGACGGAGUUGAAACUGGGCUGCGUGCUCUACCCGGACGCAUGCCAACGCAGCCCCUGUCUGCACGGGGGCAGCUGCAGCGGCCUGCCCUCUGGCGGCUAUCAGUGUUCCUGUCUCUCACAGUUCACGGGGAGAAACUGUGAAUCGGAGAUCACAGCCUGCUUCCCCAACCCUUGCCGGAACGGAGGAUCCUGCGACCCCAUAGGAAACACCUUCGUCUGCAGCUGUAAAGCCGGCCUCACAGGAGUCACGUGCGAGGAUGACGUGGACGAGUGUGAGCGCGAGGAGUGUGAGAACGGGGGCUCCUGUGUCAACCUGUUCGGCUCCUUCUUCUGCAACUGCACCCCAGGCUACGUGGGCCAGUACUGUGGUUUGCGUCCCGUGGUCGUGCCCAACAUCCAAGCUGGUCACUCAUACGUGGGCAAAGAGGAACUGAUAGGCAUUGCUGUGGUCCUUUUCGUCAUUUUCACCCUGGUCGUGCUCUUCAUCGUCUUUCGCAAGAAGGUCUUUCGCAAGAACUACUCGCGGAACAACAUCACGCUAGUGCAGGACCCAGCCACAGCCGCGUUGCUGCACAAGAGCAACGGCAUCCCAUUCCGCAGCCUGCGCGCGGGCGACGGGCGCAAUGUGUACCAGGAAGUGGGACCCCCGCAGGUGCCGGUGCGCCCCAUGGCCUACACGCCCUGCUUCCAGAGCGACUCCAGGAGCAAUCUGGACAAGGGCCUGGACGCCCUGGGUGGUGAGCCACAGGAGAUGAGCACAUUCCACCCGGAGUCCCCGCGCAUCCUGACAGCACGUCGGGGUGUGGUGGUAUGCAGUGUGGCCCCCAACCUCCCGGCUGUGUCGCCAUGCCGCUCUGACUGUGAUUCCAUCCGAAAGAACGGCUGGGACUCAGGACCUGAAAACAAAGGGGCUGAUGACCCCGGAGAGGUGACCUGCUUCUCGAACAGUAACAAAGGCAGUAACUCCGAAGUUCAGUCUCUCAACUCCUUCCAGUCGGAUUCUGGUGACGACAACGCAUCCAUAGUGACUGUCAUUCAACUUGUCAACAAUGUAGUUGACUCUAUAGAGAAUGAAGUGUCUGUCAUCGACCAGGGACAGAACUACAACAGAGCCUAUCACUGGGACACCUCUGACUGGAUGCCCGGAGCGCGGCUGUCCGACAUUGAGGAAAUGCCCAACUAUGAGAGCCAAGAUGGAGGGUCAGCACACCAGGGUAGCACACGAGAGUUGGAGAGCGACUACUACCUAGGUGGCUAUGACAUUGACAGUGAAUACCCCCCACCCCACGAAGAAGAGUUCCUGAGUCAGGAUCAGCUACCCCCACCACUGCCUGAGGACUUCCCUGACCAGUACGACGCCUUGCCUCCCUCCCAGCCCACCUCACUAGCUGGCACCAUGAGCCCAGACUGCAGGAGGAGGCCCCGGUUUCACCCCAGCCAGUACCUCCCUCCUCACCCCCUUCCCAAUGAAACAGAUUUGGGGGGCCCACCCUCCAACUGUGAUUUCAGUACUUUUGCAGUAAGCAUGAACCAGGGCACAGAGGUCAUGGGCCCAGCAGACAGCGUGUCUCUGUCCUUGCACAAUUCCAGAGGCACCUCAUCCUCAGACAUGUCAGUCCGCCGUGGCUUUGAUGAUUCUGAGGUAGCCAUGAGUGACUACGAGAGCCCAGGCGAGCUCAACCUGGCCAACCUUCACAUUCCCUUCGUGGAAACGCAGCACCAGACCCAGGUGUAGUGACCCUCACAGGUGCUGUGCUCUGACUGUUACCGCAUGGAAGGAAUAAGCUGCCCUUUGGGCUGGAUGGAGAAAAGUCUGUAGAAAUGUGGAUUUCCUGUGAGCAACACCUUCACAAGUCCGACCGUCGCAAGCAAGCUUGACUCCCAGAGUGACAAGGAGAGGCUCAGAAAUUGUUUCGGGGGAAGGGGGAACUGGCAAUCCUUGUUUGUGGGCAUCUGUGUUUGUGGCUUGGAAUGCAAAAGAAAUGAGUUUACUAAGUCAAACGGGAGAACACGAAUGGCUUUGUGCAUUAUUGUGCCCCAGAGAGUAUGAAAGCAAAGACCCUUACAGUAUUAAACCCCGAUACCGUCAGAGGGACAUCGUUGCAUGCGAUUUUGAGCCGAGGAAGUGAAAAUAGUAGUGUUUAUCAGAAAAGUUAGUGUUCUAGAUGAAAGAAAAGAGAAGUUAAUGUUAAACGAGAAGGUGGAUGGAGGACUUUAAAACCAACUCUAUUUUUUAAACAAGCUGUCUAAUUUUCAGCUAUAAAAUUAGGUUUGAGUAACAUGCUUAGUGUGCUCAGAUUGUUUUUGUUUGUGUUAAGCAUCCAGUAUAAUAUAGUUGGGUUUUGUGAUCUCUGAGAAAGCUACAAAAGAAAGAGCAAUAAGACUAUCUAGACUCCAGUGGGUGGGUUGGGGGAGGUUAAUGUUCAAACAUUAGAAAGUCUGUAACGACCUUGUUCUGUCUUUUCUGGCAAGUAAUCCUAGCUGUAUCUCGGUUCUAACACUGCUGCAGGAACAGGCCCCUGCUGGGAUAUUGCUCUCUGGAAUGAGCUGUAUUGGAAAGUCUAAACAGAAUUCACAGAUCCAGAGAAGAGGGGAUGUGGUACUGUAGGAGGGUUCGGCCUAGGUAAUCACAAUUCUUCACACCGAAGGUGAAAGCUGUGUGUGUUAUUCUAAACUGUAGUGGUGUCAUUAUAAAUACUCUUAUCUUUUAAAGAAAAAAGUAAGUAGUGACCAUGUAUAAAUUAAAUUGUGCGUGUGUGUGUGUGCAUGCGUGUGUGCAAGCGUGUGUGCUUGUGAGGGGGGGGCCUCAGUAUCACUGAGUGUGCACUCACUACAGCUGCUCUUGAGGGAAGCUGCCCUAAAGGGUUUAGGACUCAGUGUUGGAAAUGGUGAGGUGAGCAGGCAUUGCUGGCCUUCUGAUUUCUCCAAUCGUUAGUGUUACAGGAACACCAAAUGCCAUAUCUUACUCCAAUUCAGUUAACCUUAUUUUAGUACUGCCAUUUAUAUUAACUUAAAGCAAGUACUGUGAUUUUUAAAGACAGUGUUUUAUAAUUUUCCAGAACUACUAUUUGAAACUGUAUAACAUUUGAUUACACCCCGGGGUCUCCCUCUCAUAUGACAUAUGGCCUUUGGCCAUCACUUUUCCAUGACAGACUACUUAUCCCACUGAAGUUGGCAGUGGAGUUAACUUUCCUCUUUCACUUUGAUCAGCUGUGGCCACCUUUUUGCAGUGAGCAUGGGAAGUGAAUGCAUAUUUGCACAUCUGCUUAGUGAACAAAUUUCUCUGUAUGGACGGUUCCUGGUGACACCAACGUUGGUGUGUAAAGUCAGCCGUCUGGGAUCUGCCUAUCAUCUCUGCAAUUGUCUUUAGACACUUACUUCUCUGUAGGAGUUGGUGUUUCUGAACAUCUGUCAUUAAAAAUAAUUCCUUUUAUUCCCAAACUUCCCAAGUUAGAGGACAUACUUGUCUAGUUUCUCAGCUCUUCUCUUCCAUUCUCUAGGUUAGAAUCAUCCAUGGAGGCAUUAUCCACACUGUGGUCCUGAAAUACAUGAAUUUCACUAAGGCUGCUUUCAGGAAUAAAGUCUUUAGUAUUUUUCUUAUGUAAGAAGCACAUUUGCAAGAAUCACAAAGAAAAUGACAAACUAAUGGUCCAGAAUUGAAUCACUGCUGUGCUUUUAAUAACACAACAGCAUAAAACCAUCAAAGGAAAACCAACAAUUCAUUUCUUGCCCCCAGGAAAUAUGAGAUGAGAUCCAUGCCAAUGAGUCACCAGUGCUUAGCCAGCAUCUCUUCCAGAGAGAACGCCUGGCCAACCCUAUAAUGAAGGCAUAAAUAGAGCUAUCUGCAGGCAGUUGUGGAGUCACUGACGAAAUCCUUGCCCACCCUCUCCUCUGACCUACAUAAAAUGCAUUUUUCUUCAGGACACCUUCCUACUAAACUUCAACAAAAUAGCUCUACAGACAUUCCAGAUGAGCACUGGGUCUAUUGGAGUCUUCUACUUUUAAAACUGCUUUUCCUUACAGACUAGAAGAUGGAGUGCAGUGAGUUCUACAUGCAGCCAGACGGGGUGAUCACAGUCCGAAAGAACUGGGUUCUUACGAUUUUCUAGGCCAGCCCCGUACUUUAUAAGGGAGGAAGCAUGCCCAGAGAGAGGAAGAGACUUGCCCAGGCCCAUGCAAAAGUGAACUCCCUGACAAAAGCUGUCACCCAUCCAUGUAGGCACUACUCCUUAUCUGUAAUGUUGCACAUCGCUAAGCUGCCCUGAGCCUGCAGCUGCUUCCUUCUAUUGAGUUCCUAACUUCCCACUGUUCCUUCACUGACAUAUGCAAGAAAACAAAACAAAUAAAGACCAUCUCUCUGGGACUCUAGUGAGACCAGAGAUUUGGGCAUCCAUCAAAAUGCUGCUUUUGCCAAAUGAAUGUUUCUAGAAUGGGGAUGGAGUGAGCACAGAACUAUAUUCAGACUAGUAGUGAAACUGCUGGUGUGUAACACUCCCAAUGGGUGUGUUUUAUGGUUUUAAUGUUGUUUCCUUCUCAUAAGCUCUGCCUACUGUCUGUUCUUGUCCUGUCCACCAUGAUGGAAAAUUAGCCAGUUAGUGAGUAUGUCUGUAUCUGUCGGGAGAUGGUUAGUGUGAGAGAAGCCGUCAGUCUUUGUCACACUCCAAGCAGGAGCUACAGGGCUAUAAAGGAUGGACAGUAUGCUUCAUUUAUUCCCUCCUCGGAGAGUAUUUUGCUGCUGAGCCUCAUGCCAUGCCCGCUUUCUGUGUACCCCUAUCCUGCCCACUCACAAGAUGCAAUGGGAAAGUCAUAGCAAUAUAUGUAGGUCAAGGCCAUAAUCUUCAAUUUUAAGCUGUUGGAGUCACAGGAAGACCUGGGCAGAUUUGCCUGGAAUUGCCAUAAGAAAUUCACUAUCUCAGAAGAAAAGGAAAUGUUUCCUAUUGGCCUCUUCCUACUGACUCUAGCCACAGGACUGUGUCCAAUUUGCAAAAGCUGGGAGGUCCAAAACACAAACAAGAGAAAGAGAAAGAUGAUCAGAAUAAACCAGAGGAAAACACGCUAAGACGAUGUAGUUCGGGAAGAUCUAGUGUUUGUGUUGCCAGCCUUGUCUGGCCUUCUCACUGCUGCAGACAUCGGUCAUGUGCUUAGUUAGGUCUGCGUGUCCUGUGCUUUGUGGGACAUGGGGCUUCCAAGGGGCAUUUCUUCAGUGCUAUCUUUCUGUGUGGUCCGUAAGGAGGCAGUGUGUGUCCUUGUUAGUUCGUGUCUUGCAAUCUUCAGCUGCACAUUGCUGAUUGAGACCCACCUCUUUGAGCUUCCAGUUGUGUGUGACAGGGGGUUUAAAGUCGCCAUGCACGGGUUUGACGUCAGCGAAUAUUUAGCCAGAUGGCUAAAGAAGGAAAAGAAUAAGGUGUUUCUUUCCUUAUGUAAUAAUGAAAAGCAAUAAUUACAAGUGUGUAACAAUACACAAAGGCCAUAAUUAGUCUCUUCCAGUGUUCAGGAUGCACUAGAGAAUUCUGUAGUCAUUUGGAGUGUAUUGGACCCCAUAGCACCCUUCAACAAACAAAUCCCUGGAUUGCUCCUAUUUAACAAUUUUAUGAGCCCAUACUACUGGAUUUCGGGAGUGACAGAUGUGUCUGGGAAUGGGGAGGGUUCUUGCAAAGCACUGUUACCAGAGACCAUGUUGUACAUUUGUCUGUUAUAAACAGACUUGUUUGUAAAAGAUGUAUGUUUUUGGUGUUUAAAAUGUUUAUAAAAUUGUAUAUAGGUGGUUUCAAUUUUCCAGGUGUUUGUAGAUACAGUAUUUGAUGCCUAUCCGGAUGCUUUAAUUUGGAGGGUCAAAUAGAAUUCUUAGUCAUCCACAUUGUUGUUCUAUAAACUUUUGAGGUAUACCCACAAAAAAGAGGACUUUAGAUUUGGAAAAGAUGUUUUUAUUCAUUUUGAAAUGUAUUGUGUCUUUCCUUUGAGUCUAUCAUGUUCAUUUAACCGUUUUCCAAAAAAAAGGUGUUUCUAUUGGCUUUUUUUAAAGAUGAAUGUGUUUUGCCCAGUUAUUAAGCACCCGACCUCCACGCCAUUCCCUAGAUGAAAUGAGCUGUCAUUUCUUCACCUACAUGAACACUCCCCUCAGCUCCGGCACACAUCAACUCAAACCUUAUGCAAAGGGCAAAGUGGACAGUGGAGGAUACUCCGCUGACUAGUCCCUUACAGACAGGGAUUGUUUUCUGCACAUAUUCCUGUGGCAGGUAUACAGUCUCGUGUUCUUUUCUUAAAAAAAAGAAAGAAACGAAGAAAAUACAAACUGAAAUAAAAGGACACAAAAAGUAUAGCCAAAAAUUAAAACGAGAAAAAAAAAUCUACCCAACGGUGUACAGGUUUGUAACUGCCAAAUUUGAUCAUUAAAACAAGUUUUCAAGUAAAGGGAAAAAUACUAUGAAA
Messenger RNA from Mesocricetus auratus (golden hamster), 19262 nucleotides. It is a transcript of the gene Fat3, whose product is annotated as FAT atypical cadherin 3. Gene Ontology annotation, biological process: homophilic cell-cell adhesion. The record is from RefSeq and is a predicted model, not a curated record. Gene Ontology annotation, cellular component: plasma membrane. NCBI's taxonomy places the organism in Eukaryota, Metazoa, Chordata, Mammalia, Rodentia, Cricetidae. Gene Ontology annotation, molecular function: calcium ion binding. The transcript is spliced from 30 exons. The coding region runs from base 736 to 14568 and encodes 4610 amino acids.